UAGAGUGGGGGAGUUAACUGUUAACAGUGCAGCAGGACAUCUGAACAUAGGAAAAUGACUCUUAGACCUACAAGCAUCCCAGACUACAGCACCACUAUAUCAUAUGGAAACAAUAACAACACCAAUGAGACUCAUUGUCCAGAUCACGAACUAUGGGAGUGGCUCACUGCACACCAACCAGUGUAUAUUCUGCUCAUCACCGUGCUGGGAAUUAUGCUUAACAUGUUCGUUCUGACUGUCUUCUGCUUCCACAAGAAGGCGUGCACCAUAGCUGAAAUCUAUUUGAGCAACCUGGCUGCUGCUGACCUAGUCCUGGUGUCCUGUUUGCCCUUCUGGGCCGUUAACAUGCUCAAUGAUUUUAAAUGGCCUUUUGGUCAUUUCAUGUGCAAAGUUAUCAAUGUGGGAAUUAAGAUGAAUGCCUACUGCAGCAUAUACUUUCUUGUUCUGGUUAGCAUCGAUCGCUAUGUGGCGCUGGUACAUGCGAUGUCACAUGGAAGAAUGCGUAGUCCAAAAUAUGCUAAACUAGGGUGUCUGCUGACAUGGGGUUUUGGCUUGCUUCUGAGUAUACCCGUGUUCAUCUUCAGGGAAGUGAGAUAUUUCCCUGAAUAUGGUACUGUGUGCUAUCUAAACUAUCCAAACCACAACGUACAAGUUAUCUGUGAUGGGAUAUUGAUCAUUUUUAGCUUUGUUAUUCCCAUUUCAAUUAUCUCCUUUUGCACUUUUAAUAUUAUUCAGGCUUUGAAAUUGCAAGCAAUUGAGAGGUUCAAUGCUGAAAACACAGAACGAAAGGCCACCAUUUUGGUCCUGGCAGUCCUUGUAGCCUUCCUAAUUUGCUGGGUGCCAUUCCAUGUAAUCACCAUAGUAGAUGUGCUUUUACGAGGUGGGAUACUGGAAGGCUGUCACUUUGAAAAUGCUGUGGACAUCAGCAUCCAGAUCUUCACCUACUUAGCCUUCUUGAACAGCAUUCUUAACCCGAUCCUAUACGUUAUUGUAGGAAAGAACUUCCGGAAAAAAGUCAGAGAACUCUUCCAGCAGUGGGGCCACCAGAGGAAAACCUUAUCUGACUCCACACGUUCAAACCUGUCCUCCACAUUGAAAACUUCUGUAUAAAAUGCUGUAUGCAAAUUGCUUUUUGCACACAAAAGCACAGAAGGAUAGUGGGCAGUCAUUUAAUGAUAUUGUCUUAAACUAAAUGGUUCAAAUGAAAUCUAAAAUCAAAUGAAGUUCGUGAAAUCGCAGUGGAUGUAGCUUUGUAAUAAUCAGACUUAAUCAUACAUUGUUAAGAAACCUUUUAACGAACUCUUUCUUUAGUAUGUUAGCUGAUGCACAACGUCUCACUGUUACGUUUAGAAAAGGUGGUUGUAUUACAGAUUACUACCAAAUGCAAAACACUGUUGUUUAGCUUGAACUGGAAAAAAAUGAAGACAUAUUUUAUAUAUUGCAACAACUCACCAGUGUGUGAUAUUGUUGGAUUCAUAUAUUACAAACUGUAGUAGUCAUCAGUAUCUUGGCUGUACUGGUUCUGUGAUGUAAAUAUGUGUACUGUAAAAUAAUUUAUGUAAAUACAACUUUUUUGUUAUAAAGUUUAUUGCUGAAGAUGCAAAUGAUGCCACUAUUUGUUUCACUCAGAGCAUAACGAUGAAUAAAAUCAACAUGCGGUCUUUCGCUUUA
This is a messenger RNA of Pundamilia nyererei, 1671 nucleotides long. RefSeq names its product B2 bradykinin receptor-like. Lineage: Eukaryota; Metazoa; Chordata; Actinopteri; Cichliformes; Cichlidae. Gene Ontology annotation, biological process: immune response; G protein-coupled receptor signaling pathway; cell chemotaxis. Gene Ontology annotation, molecular function: C-C chemokine receptor activity; bradykinin receptor activity; C-C chemokine binding. The coding region runs from base 55 to 1110 and encodes 351 amino acids. The transcript is spliced from 2 exons. The record is from RefSeq and is a predicted model, not a curated record. Gene Ontology annotation, cellular component: external side of plasma membrane; membrane.